Nycticebus coucang (slow loris) is the source of this 1762-nucleotide messenger RNA. RefSeq names its product zinc finger protein 280B-like. Gene Ontology annotation, biological process: regulation of DNA-templated transcription. The transcript is spliced from 2 exons. Gene Ontology annotation, molecular function: DNA-binding transcription factor activity, RNA polymerase II-specific; RNA polymerase II cis-regulatory region sequence-specific DNA binding. The record is from RefSeq and is a predicted model, not a curated record. NCBI's taxonomy places the organism in Eukaryota, Metazoa, Chordata, Mammalia, Primates, Lorisidae. The coding region runs from base 1 to 1662 and encodes 553 amino acids.
AUGUUGAGGCGCCGCCCGGAACAACCAUAUAUCUUAUGUGAGGAAGAAGAAGAGCCAGAACCACAGAAGAACAUAGAAAAAACCAAACAAGUAGAUGAUGAAGACGCCGAGCUAAUCUUUCUUGGGGUGGAACAUGUAAAUGAAGAUGCCAGGCUGAUCUUUGUAGGGGUGACUUCAAAUUCAAAACCAGUUGUUUCAAACAUCUUGAAAAGAGUCACCCCAGGUUCAUAUUCAAGGAGAAAAAAGCAUGGUCACCUUAGAAAAGAUACUGCUCACAAAUUGCGGCCUACAAGUCAUGCAUUGCCUAAAUCAGGAGCAGUAACUGUCUUGCCAACUUCUCAGUCUGAAUCAAGAUCAACAGAUAGUCCUAUUAUUAUUAUUGAGUCUUUAUCUAAACCUGAUUGUAAAGAUAGUUCAUCACAAGUUGUGCCUGAUAGAUCUUCAGAGUCGUGUUCUCCUUUGACUACCUUCACAAGCUCAUUGCAUCACCCAGUGAGAGAAGCACUUUCAGUAGGAGGUACGAAUGAAAGUCCACGGGUGUCAAAGCGACGACUUUCCACGUCUGAAGUAGACAGCGUAAGUCCCAAAAGGACUAAAUUCAGGGAUGGAAUUACAGAGGAAUGUUCUUCAGCUGUGUCCCCUUCAGGUGUCUUUCAUACAGUGAAUACUCAGCAGAACACAUCCUCAAACAGUGUUCACACCUCAUUAAGCCAUGUUCAGAAUGGACCACCUUUUCCAACAGCUUUUUCAAAGGACAGCGUCCAUUGCAAGCCUAUAAAUGCAAAGCUUGAUAGGGAAAGUGAAUCAGCACAAACAGACUUUGCAAGUCUAGCAAGUCAAAACAAGAACUUAGACCCCAAGAAAGGAAAUCUGGUCGUGCUACUUAGUGACUUUUACUACGGACAGCAUAAAGGAGAUGGGCUGCCGGAGCAGAAGACGCACACAACCUUUAAAUGCCUCAGCUGCUUGAAAGUUCUGAAAAAUGUUAAGUUCAUGAAUCACGUGAAGCACCAUUUGGAACUUGAGAAGCAGAAGAGCGAUAGCUGGGAAAACCACACCACCUGCCAGCACUGCCACCGGCAGUUUCCCACUCCCUUCCAGCUGCAAUGUCACAUCGAAAGUGUGCACACUGCCCAGGAGCCCUCUCCCGUCUGUAAAAUCUGCGAAUUGUCAUUUGAAACAGACCAGGUCCUCCUGCAACACAUGAAGGACAACCAUAAGCCCAGAGAAAUGCCCCAUGUCUGUCAGAUUUGCCAUUACAGAUCGUCGGCCUUUGUUGAUGUGGACACACAUUUUAGAACGUGCCACACUGACACAAAAACUUUGCUUUGUCCAUUUUGUCUCAAAAUUUUCAAAACUGCAACACCAUACAUGUGUCAUUAUAGGGGGCACUGGGAAAAGACUGUACACCAGUGUUCUAAAUGCCGGCUACAGUUUUUAACUUUCAAGGAGAAAAUGGAGCACAAGACCCAUUGUCAUCAAAUGUUUAACAGGCCUAAACAACUAGAAGGAUUGCCUCCAGAAACAAAAGUUGUUAUUCAAGUGUCCCUGGAGUCUCUUCAGUCAGAGUCAGUGGAAUUAGCAUCGAUUACUAUGAGCACAUCUGAUUCUAAACUGUCACAUCCCAAGUCUAAAAGCAGAAUUUCAAAAAAACACAAUUAAUUCUAGUUUCAGUAAAUCUAAAAUAUUUCGAACCAAGCAAAACUCCCAUAAAGACAAAAAAUACAAACCAGACAUUCAUUUUUCAAUAGCACCAAAAAUA